UCGAAACAGUACGUUUGUUCGCUCAGGUACAAUAGAACAUACAUAGUGCAACUUUAUCAACGUCAAUUUGUUAAUGUCAAAUUUCAACGUCGUGAUUAUUUAUUUCUUUAUUUUUACAAACGAUUUUUCACGUAGAUUUUUCGAGUAUUAAUUGUUUGUGAUAAGAAAGUUGAUUGUACGAGACAAAAUAAUGGAUGAACAAAUAACGGAUAAUACGACAUCGACAUUGCAAUGGCCAGAUUAUUUAGUCCUUGGUACAGUCCUGUCGAUUUCUGCCAGUAUUGGGAUUUAUUAUCGAUUUACCGGUGGUCGACAACGAACAGCUGAGGAAUAUUUCUCAGCUGAUCGAUCUAUGAAAAUCGUUCCAUUGGCAAUAGCAUUGAUGGUUUCCUUUAUGUCCGCGAUUACGUUACUUGGAAUCAGCGCGGAAGCCUAUACCCAUGGUAUGAUGUUCAUCGUGGUUUACAUUGGCUUCGGUGUUGGAACGCCUAUCACCAUGUACUUCUACCUACCAGUCUUCUUUGAACUGAAAAUCAUGAGCGUCUUCGAGUAUUUAGAAAGAAGAUUCGGAGUAAAGGCAAGAUUAUUGGCAAGUAUAGCAAACUUCGGCCAUUUGACAUUAUACACGGGAAUAGUUCUCUAUGCUCCCUCAUUAGCCCUAGAGGCAACCACAGGUUUGUCUUCUACCAUGAGUAUCAUCCUGAUCGGCGUGAUCUGUACGUUCUAUUCAACGAUCGGCGGUAUCAAGGCUGUAUUGAUAACCGAUGUUUUCCAAGGUGUACUGAUGUUCCUCUCAAUAUUUUGCAUUAUUACGAUCGGUGCCGGUGACCUUCCUAACGGGCUUUACGAUGUUUGGAACAGAGCUAUGAAAGGUGGUCGCAUUGAUUUUACCUUUUACAGUCUGGACCUUACUACACGUCACACAUGGUGGGGUUUACUAACUGGCGGAUGUUGCAUGUUCCUGUCACUUUUUGCCGUCAAUCAGGUGCAGGUGCAACGUCUGUUGACCGUCAAAAGCUUGAGGGAUUCCCGAUUAGCUCUGAUAUUGAACUGGCCAAUAAUGUUGGCCUUGGCAACCAUCACCAUAUUCUCGGGUCUCGUCAUAUACGCCAUUUACGAAGAUUGCGAUCCAGUUAAAUCUGGAAGGAUAUCAUCGUCCGACAAACUCAUGCCACUUUUCGCAGCUGAAAGAUUAUCACGAGUACCAGGAUUCACAGGAUUAUUCGUAGCUGGUGUAUUCAGUGCAAGUCUCAGCACGAUUUCAGCAAUGUUGAACUCACUUUCAGCGGUUGCUUUAGAGGAUUACAUCAAACCGAUUUAUGCUAAAAUCGGUAUUACAUUUCCUGAAGAAAAAGCUACGCUAUUGGGCAAAUUACUGGCUGUUACUAACGGAUUGUCAUGUAUUUUUCUCGCAUUGAUCGCUGGAAAACUUGGCACAUUGAUCGAAGCAGCGAUUGGAUUGGUCGGUGUCAUUGGUGGACCAUUAUUGGGUAUUUUCACCCUUGGCAUGUUUUUGGAAGAUGCUAAUGAAAUUGGUGCAAUCAUUGGAAUGACAUCUGCCCUUAUUUUGGGAUUUACCAUGGCUUGUGGUCCAAAAGAAUCAGGAAUUACAUUACCAAUGUCAAUUGAUGGUUGUGAUAAUUCAACUUUAUCGAUGUUAGAUAAAACUAUCGGAUUAAAUUCUACUCUAAGUAACGAUUCGAGCGUGCCGUAUUUAAAUCGAAUUUCCUACAUUUGGUAUCCCGUGAUUGGAUUCGUUUUGACGGUCAUUAUUGGAUAUUUGUCGAGUUUAAUAAUAAACAAAUUUAUGAAGGAUAGACGGGAACCUGAUCCUAAUCUUUUCACUCCAUUAGUGGCUGCUAGGAUUAAAAGAAGACGUCAAGAUGAACAAAGGGUUACAUCAAGUCAAAUGUUCGUCUUAGAACCGAAUUAUAGAAAAUGAACGAUUAUAAUAAACAUUUAUAUUCAUUGUGUUCAUAAAUUAUAAAUAAUAUCGAUAUAAAUUGUUACAAUGAUCGCCCAAUGAAAUUAAAUCAAGUUUUUCUUUUUUUUUUUUUUUUGGUACAAUAAUAUCGUAACAACUGUUACAAAUAAGUGCCAAAACAGUGAAUGAAAGAAGAAGAAAAUAUCGAAUUGUUUACAAAAAAAA
Polistes dominula (European paper wasp) is the source of this 2149-nucleotide messenger RNA. RefSeq names its product putative sodium-dependent multivitamin transporter. NCBI's taxonomy places the organism in Eukaryota, Metazoa, Arthropoda, Insecta, Hymenoptera, Vespidae. Gene Ontology annotation, molecular function: symporter activity. Gene Ontology annotation, biological process: transmembrane transport; sodium ion transport. Gene Ontology annotation, cellular component: membrane. The record is from RefSeq and is a predicted model, not a curated record.